UGGCGGCGUGGUCCUGCGGAGGAGGACCCCAGAUGGAGUGUCCACUUCAGCCUUCAGGCAGAUAUUUAGUGUCCUCUUUGCAUGUAGAAGUCGCCAAAGGUAACAACCGGAGGAACUCAUAGAGAAAUCUCAAGAUCUACACACCAACUGUGACCAGUUUGGCGAACUAAAACUAUAAGAGCAUCAAGGAGAGAAUGGCUCGAGUAACACGGCUUGGUGUUGACCAGAGCGCCGAUGCUGCUCAUGUGGUAUUUAAUGAAGACUCGGAGGAGGACCAUGUCAUUGUACAGACGCUUUGCGGUGACAUGGAAAGGUCGGGCAUCCCCACUACAUACUAUCAGAGGGACGGGAGAGAUGGGGGACUUGAGAUGAGGGACAGAGGCAGCAUGAUGGAGAAGGCCGUCUGGUUGAUCAUCAUCUACCUCCAGACGCCGGUUGAGGAUCACGAUGCUAUGUUUGCCUUUGAGGAGAAUAUGGCUCUCUUUCUGGCAAUAACACACGAUGUACAAAAUGUCAUAUUUUUGCUGGGAGGAGAUGUUGAACCGGUCGUUUCAAAAGGGUUUCCAUAUUUGCGAAUGAAGAAGGACAAGUCUUGGCUUGGGCGUUUAACAGGUUCAGUGAAGACUACACCUUCGAAGAUAACCUGUAACCUGUUAUAUAGAUACUGUUACCAACUGGUGCAACCACAUGAAUCAGUUUUCAUGGUAACACGAGAAUCUCUAUCUCUGUGGGCAAGUCUAUUUUCUCCCACAAAUCUCAGCCUGGCUUGGACACUACAGUGUUCAAGUGGAUCUCAAGCCUAUGUUGUGACAUUUCAAAAUGGCUCUUUGGUAAUAAAACGAUCAGAGAUUGAGGACAAUGGCGAAUCCACGGGUCUUGUCACAAAUACGUCACUUUCUGAAAACGCAAUGAACCUCAUCUGUGAUGUUGCUGACGCAGAUUCUGGGGACAACGGGCCUGCUGUCUCACAUCCUCAAGGGACUCUCAUACACAACAUAAACUGGACUGAUGUGAGCACCAUUAAACCAUCAUUGAAACAAAAUGAAAGCUAUUGUACAACUGUGGUGAUAAGAAUUAUGCAAAUCAUGCAGUUUAUAUUCCUUCUAGGGAUAGCUGUCAUGCUUACACAAAGUAUUUCCCCCGUCAUUGUUGGCGUGGACAAGUCAACAUUUCUACCUUACACAGCAGAAGUACAAAUGGCUCUUGUGAUAAUAUCUUUCCUUCUUUCUGCUGUCAAUGUGUUCCGCAGUAUAAUAUUCGUGUCGACUGAACUACCAUGGAUGACUGGCUACCAGCUGUUGGUGACUCUUGUGUCUGUUAUCAUGCAAGGACUGUUCACUGCAGACCUUCUACCCUUCCCUGUGGACAUGACACCUCGGAUAGGAGGCAUUGCCGCUUUCGGUAUCUUCAACAUGGCGUUUGUAAGUGAUUUUCUCGCGAGCAAUCGCCUGAAGAAUAAAUGCAAAUUGAUUGCCAGAGUUCUUACAUUAGGUUGUAUGAUCUUACUUUUGGUGGUUUACUGCACGAUGUGUCAGCUCCGAUACCAGGAACAGGGAGUAACACAUAAAGCCACUUCGCUGAUCACAGCCAUUCAUUUUGUCAGCCAGUGUGGACUUUUUAAAUGUAUCAUGAAAUACCUUCGGUAUAUAAUUAGAUUAUUCUACCAAAGAAAAAUUGGAAAAUACGUUGAACUAUUAUUUUUUGUGAUAUACGCACUGAUUUGGUUUAUCCCAAUUCUUUAUUUUUAUUAGCCAAGGGGGCUUCAGUCAUGUCAACUUUCAUCGGCUUUCAUCAUGAUUACUCAUGAAACUGGUACAACAUGAUCAGAUUAUAAAACAAUUUAUCUUUACAUCGAAAUCAUUCACUCUGGAAUAGGCAUUCAUUGCAAUACUAACACGGGGAUUCCUGGAAUCAUUAUACUGUUUGGGCAGUUUGCUUGUUUGUUUCUGUGCUGUUUAACGCCGCACUCAGCAAUAUUCCAGCUAUAUGGUGGCGGUCUGUAAAUAAUGGAGUCUGGACCAGACAAAUCAGUGAUCAACAUCAUGGGCACCAAAUCUACGCAACUGGGAUUCGACAUGUGUCAGACAAGCCUCACCACCCGAUGCAUGUCAAAGAAACCGUGACAUAUUUUGUAACUGAUGGCAUGUAAUCCCCCUUUCUUCCUUUACUUGGGAGUCGUUUCCAUUUGCACAUCCUUUCAUUCUCAAUUAUUUGGUUUGAUCUAAGUUUCAUAUUGCUUGGUGUUACUUUGCGUUGGUUGACUAGUGACAUUCGUGCCAAUGUUUGAACACAAAUUGUCAUGUCGUUCAUGCGUAUCUGUUUGAAUCGUAUGUAUUGUUUGCCAUUAAACUACUGAUGAUAGCCAAU
Haliotis rubra (blacklip abalone) is the source of this 2367-nucleotide messenger RNA. RefSeq lists its product as uncharacterized. The record is from RefSeq and is a predicted model, not a curated record. NCBI's taxonomy places the organism in Eukaryota, Metazoa, Mollusca, Gastropoda, Lepetellida, Haliotidae. The transcript is spliced from 2 exons. The coding region runs from base 195 to 1751 and encodes 518 amino acids.